AUGACAACCAAAAAGUUCGGAAUGGAAGAUGUUGGAAUUACGAAGAUUGGAGGAGACAAAAAUCCGAAGAAUAUCAGUCAAAGCGAUUGGAAAAAAGUUUUGCCGAAUGAGGUGUAUAGAGUGGCAAGAGAGUCUGGAACGGAAUCACCUCAUACUGGCGGAUUUGACGAUCAUUUCGAGAAGGGGCGUUAUGUUUGUCUUUGUUGUGGUUCUGAACUUUUUAAUUCGGACGCAAAGUUUUGGGCUGGAUGUGGAUGGCCGGCAUUCUCAGAAUCCGUUGGAAAAGAUGCGAAUAUCGUCAGAAUUCAAGAUCGAUCACAUGGAAUGAAUCGUACUGAAGUACGAUGCAAAACGUGCGACGCCCAUCUCGGCCACGUAUUCAACGAUGGGCCAAAGGAUAAAACUGGCGAACGAUACUGUAUCAACAGUGUGUGUAUGGCAUUCGAGAAGAAGGAUUAA
This is a messenger RNA of Caenorhabditis remanei, 459 nucleotides long. RefSeq lists its product as uncharacterized. Bases 1 to 459 code for a protein of 152 amino acids. The transcript has 4 exons. Gene Ontology annotation, molecular function: peptide-methionine (R)-S-oxide reductase activity. NCBI's taxonomy places the organism in Eukaryota, Metazoa, Nematoda, Chromadorea, Rhabditida, Rhabditidae. The record is from RefSeq and is a predicted model, not a curated record. Gene Ontology annotation, cellular component: cytoplasm. Gene Ontology annotation, biological process: protein repair; response to oxidative stress.